AUGGCGCUCCUACAGCACAAGUACAUCGUCAACUACGAGGAGCAGCAAGCCGCGUUCGAAGACUUUCUGCGCAACUUCAAGUCGUCUGCGACAGAGAACGAGGAUGCGCUGGAAGACCUGCGCCUCGAUGGCGACGGCACGAGCGACGAGUAUGACUUCAUGGACGACAUGGAAGAAGAAGCAGACGGCGCGCGCACGAGACGGAGAGGGGGCGCUACGAGAUCGAAAACGAAGUACAUGAACAUGCUGCAGGACGUCGCAAACAGAGUAAAGUCGCAGGUUUUGAUAGAUCUGGACGAUCUGCAACAAUACGAGAACAAUCUGGAUGAGGAUGGAACAUCGCUACAUCUCGUGUCAUCCAUCGAGAAGAACGCGGCGCACUACAUCGAGAUCCUGUCGCGUGCGGUCGACAGCAUUCUACCUCAGCCCGACAGAGAUGUGACUUUCAAAGACGACAUGGUGGAUUUCCUGAUCUCUCAGCGGUCGACGUGGAACGAAGCAGUGCGACAACAGCAGGAAGCAAAUAUGGACGAUGCGCCGGAGAGCCUGUUCCCACCAGAGCUUACCCGCCGAUACACGCUCAACUUCAAGCCCAUCACGCCAUCUGGUUCAAGCGACGAGAAGGGAGCAAAAGCCAUGGCCGUCAGGCAAGUGCGCGGUGAGCAUCUGGGCCAUCUCAUCACCAUUCGAGGCAUAGCAACGCGAGUGUCGGAUGUUAAGCCAUCUGUAUUGGUCAACGCCUACUCUUGCGAUCGCUGCGGGCACGAAGUCUUCCAGCCGGUCACGACGAAGCAGUUCACUCCAUUGAUUGAGUGUACCUCUCAAGACUGCCAGAACAACAACGCGAAGGGCCAGCUGUUCUUGUCUACCCGCGCCUCCAAAUUCCUGCCUUUCCAGGAGAUCAAGAUUCAGGAGAUGGCAGACCAAGUGCCCGUCGGGCACAUUCCAAGACAGCUUACAGUGCAUUGUCACGGCGCCCUUGUCCGACAAGUCAACCCUGGAGACGUCAUUGACAUUGCUGGGAUCUUCCUACCAAUCCCGUACACUGGCUUCAAGGCGAUCAAAGCUGGCCUUCUUACAGACACCUACCUCGAAGCACAGAAUGUCCGCCAGCACAAGAAAGCGUACGACAACAUGGUCCUCGCUCCCACCACGAUCAGUCGCAUGGCUGAGCUGGAGCAGUCAGGGCAAUUGUACGAGUACCUCAGCAGAUCGAUCGCACCCGAGAUUUUCGGCCAUCUGGACGUCAAGAAGGCGCUACUGCUCCAGCUGAUUGGUGGUGUCACCAAGGAGAUGGGCGACGGCAUGCGCAUUCGUGGCGAUAUCAAUGUCUGUCUGAUGGGUGAUCCUGGUGUUGCAAAAUCUCAGCUCUUGAAGUACAUCACCAAAGUUGCUCCGCGCGGUGUUUACACGACCGGCCGUGGUAGCAGUGGCGUUGGUCUGACAGCAGCUGUGAUGCGAGAUCCCGUUACGGAUGAAAUGGUCCUCGAAGGAGGUGCACUUGUCCUGGCUGAUAACGGCACUUGCUGUAUCGACGAGUUCGACAAGAUGGACGACUCCGACCGGACUGCUAUCCACGAAGUCAUGGAGCAGCAGACGAUUUCAAUCUCGAAAGCCGGAAUCACGACAACGCUCAAUGCCAGGACGUCAAUUCUUGCCGCUGCCAAUCCGCUGUAUGGGCGAUACAACCCACGCAUCUCGCCUGUGGAGAACAUUAAUCUGCCUGCUGCGCUGCUGAGCAGAUUUGACGUUCUGUUCCUGAUACUGGACCUUCCCUCUCGCGACGCAGACGAGGAGCUAGCGCGACACGUCACGCACGUCCACAUCCACAACGCGCAUCCAGAGCCGCAAGGAGGUGGUCUGAUCUUCUCUCCCAACGAGGUCCGGCAAUGGGUCGCUCGAGCUCGCUCUUUCCGACCUGUGGUACCAAAGCAGGUCUCGGACUACGUCGUCGGCGCCUACGUGCGGUUACGACAGCAGCAGAAGCGCGAUGAAGCUGGCAACAAGACCUUCACACAUACUUCAGCCCGUACGCUGCUAGGUGUACUCCGUCUAUCGCAGGCUCUUGCGCGGUUACGCUUCGCAGAGGAGGUCAUCACGGAUGACGUCGACGAGGCUCUGCGACUGGUUGAAGUUAGCAAAGCUAGCUUGUACGACGAUAGGAGAGACCGUCGUGGCGACCAUUCGGCGAGCACUAAGAUCUUCAACCUCGUCAGAGGUAUGCGAGAGAGCGGUGCUGCUGCCACUGGCGAGGGUCGCGGUGAGCUUGACAUGCGACGUGUGAGGGAACGAGUGCUCGCGAAGGGCUUUACGACACAGCAGCUGGAAGCCUGUUUGAACGAAUACGCUGAUCUAGAUAUCUGGCAGACCGCCGCGGAGGGGACACGGCUGGUCUUCAUCGAAGCCGACGACGCUGAUAUGGACGAUGAUGACUUUUGA
Molecule: messenger RNA, 2439 nt
Organism: Saxophila tyrrhenica
Lineage: Eukaryota; Fungi; Ascomycota; Dothideomycetes; Mycosphaerellales; Extremaceae
Gene: mcm7
Product: DNA replication licensing factor MCM7
Exons: 3
Coding region: 1-2439 (812 amino acids)
Biological process (GO): DNA replication; DNA strand elongation involved in DNA replication; DNA replication initiation
Cellular component (GO): MCM complex; nucleus
Molecular function (GO): single-stranded DNA helicase activity; single-stranded DNA binding; ATP hydrolysis activity
Source: RefSeq, a predicted model, not a curated record